CCAUAGCUACGGUAUCCUAGUUAUUAUGCUAAGCUAUGUUGCAAUAUAGCAUAGAAAUGUAAACAAAAUAAUGAAAUCUAUUUUUUCAUGUAAACUAGUCCUAAAAAUAGUUGCAUCAAUUUUCCAUUAUUCUCCUCUUAACGUAUAAUUUCGUAUAUAAAUUAAAUAUUAAAUAAGGCGCCGCUUUAUAGGUAAAAGAUAGAACCACCUUAAGGGCGGAGAACAUUGGACCACGUUUUAGUACUUAAAAAGCUGUUUUCAAUUUUUAUUUCUUCAUUGUAACAAGAUAAAGUUUGUUAUUCACGGCGUUUGUAGGUAUGAUAGUAGAAGGCAAAACAAACAUUUUAGAGAUGAGAAAUUUUCAGGUGACCAUUUACGAAUCAGGUUAUUCUGUGAUGACCGUUGAACAGGGAACUACUUUAAAAGUUGCAAAACUGUUGUAUCAAUCACAAAGGAAAUCAAAAUCACAAAUUCUGGGAUUAAGGCCAAGAAAUCAUAAAGAUGGAAUACCAUGUAUAAUUACUUUAGAUGACACAUCAUUAUACGAGUCAUCAUACGAUGUACUUUUAUCAGAUGAUCCAGUUUAUACUAAAGAAGUUGCUUCAACCAAGCGAUGCAUAGAAUGCCUAAAAGAAUCAUGGAAGUUAAAAAGUUUUGUCAGUGUCGGGAUAAACACAGAGGUAAAUCCUACAGAAUCAUAUGAUGAUUUUAGACAAAUCAGGCGAGAAGUCAGCUCUUAUGAGGAAGAUAAGCCAAUAAAAGAGUCUUUAAUUUGUUUAAAUGGUAGGUAUGUAUCUCAAAUUAGCAAGCAUGGCACUAAAAUCAGCGAUUUUGAACCGAAAUUUCAUGAAAACAUUCGAACAGCACCGUAUAUGUGCUCGGAAAAAAAUGCAAAUUUUUUACGUAAGCAUCGAACUCCAUCGCCAAUUUAUGAUAACCAACAAUCUUAUAUGCAGCGUAUUAAAAUGGAGGCUACCCAUUAUAAUAGAAUGCCUCAAUACAACUUUUUAACUUCAGAAAGAGUAAAAUGGGACUCGAAACAAUAUGCACAUAUUUUUAAUCCUCAGGCUAUUAUUCAGAAAAAUGACGAUAAUUUUUCAAUACACCGUUUUCAGCAUUGUCAUAAUGUUGAUGUUGACAAAUAUAAAAAAAGAAUGUAUUCCGCAUUAGAAGAUAAUUGUAUUAUUGAUAACAAUAAAAAUAACGAAGACUUUUUGGUAGAUCGAAAAGGGUUGUCAUCUCCUGUACAGAAACUACGAUAUCAUCCAGAAUUUCAAUACACACAGUCUCACCCUCCUGAAGCUCCCCCAGUGUUUGUUUUACCUAAUGACUUUAAUGAAGUAUCUGAACAAAGUAUUGGAGAAAAAAAAAUUAAUUUAACUAAACACGAAAUAACAAGAGUAAGUAAAGAAAUGGACGAACUUAAAUACGAAACUAAAGAAGAAGAUGAUUCUCCCCAAUCCCCAGCUGAAUCUGAAGUAAGUUAUCCAAUACAAUCAGGAGUUAGUCCAGACUCAUCAACACACUCAGGUAAAGGAUUAUUAUGUAAAAUUUGCAACGAACUUUUUCCGACAAAAAGUCUACUCUACAAACAUUUGCGUGGUCAUUCAUCUGAUGAAAAACCAUUUAAAUGUAGUGAAUGCGGCCAAGGGUUCACACUUAGCAGUAACUUGCGUCAACACCGUAUUAUUCAUCGAGGGUAUAAACCUUUUCAAUGCGAGUUUUGUGGAAAAAAGUUUAUGCGAUCUAAUGUUUACAAACAGCAUAGAAGAAUUCAUACAGGGGAACAAAUGCACAAAUGCGGACUAUGCCCCAGUGAAUUUUUGCAAAAAUACGCCCUUAUUAAACAUAUGAAGAAAAACCAUGACGUUCAAGCCAUGGAAUAAAUAUUAAAAACUAACUCUUUCAUUUUCUUUAAAUAAAAUAGUGUUUUAAUUAUUUUAUAUUUAUUUGUAAGUUUUGUUUUUAAAACAAACAAAUACGUUUCUUAA
Molecule: messenger RNA, 1991 nt
Organism: Hydra vulgaris (swiftwater hydra)
Lineage: Eukaryota; Metazoa; Cnidaria; Hydrozoa; Anthoathecata; Hydridae
Product: zinc finger protein 525
Biological process (GO): regulation of transcription by RNA polymerase II
Cellular component (GO): nucleus
Molecular function (GO): DNA-binding transcription factor activity, RNA polymerase II-specific
Source: RefSeq, a predicted model, not a curated record